AAAUACUAUUCUUGUUCAUAUCAAUCAAAUCAAAAUCAAAAAAGAAUUAAAACACACUUCUAACACUUAAAAAAGCAAAACAUGUUCUUUCUCUCACCUUCCAACUUUCUCAAAAAAACAAAAUAUCCAAAUCUAAAUCGAUAUAUAUCAUCUUCAACCUCCCCCUAUUAAGCCGCCAAUCUCUCAAAUCACCCGUCUCUAUAACCCAAAAACCAUGAGAGCCCAUCAUGAUUUGAUAAACACAAUCUUACCCGACGAACUGAUCCUCGAAAUCUUUCGCAACCUCGAUUCCAAAUCAAGUCGCGACGCAUGCUCCCUUGUCUGCCACCGCUGGCUGACCCUCGAGCGAUUCAGCCGCGACACGAUCCGAAUCGGCGCGUCUGGUAGCCCUGACGCACUCGUUCACCUUCUCGCUCGCCGAUUUCCUAAUGUCACUAAUGUUUAUAUCGAUGAAAGACUGUCUGUUUCGCUCCCUGUUGAUUUUGGAAGAAGGCGCAAUGCUAGACACUCUGCUCUUUCUUCAGUUAGGCUUCACUUUCUGCCCGAGAGAAGUGAGGCUGGAGCUAGUGAAUCAGAUUCAUAUUGUAUAUCAGAUGCUGGUUUGACUGCUGUUGCUGAUGGAUUUAGCAAACUUGAAAAGUUGAGCCUAAUAUGGUGCUCCAAUGCAACAAGUGCUGGCCUAACAUCUGUAGCUGAGAAGUGUAGAUUCUUGAAAUCGUUGGACCUACAGGGUUGCUAUGUAGGAGAUCAAGGUCUAGUAGCUAUUGGCAAGUGUUGCAGGCAACUCGAAGUACUAAAUUUACGAUUUUGUGAAGGUUUAACUGACACUGGUUUGGUUGAGUUAGCUUUAGGAUGUGGCAAGACAUUGAAAUGGCUCGGUGUUGCUGCAUGUGCAAAAAUAACUGACAUGUCAUUAGAAGCUGUAGGGUCUCAUUGUAGCUCUCUUGAGACCCUAUCAUUAGACUCUGAAUUUGUCCACAACGAAGGGGUGCUUGCGGUUGCAAAAGGAUGUUCUCUUCUGAAAAAUCUGAGCUUGCAAUGCAUUAAUGUCACUGAUGAGGCUUUGACUGCUGUUGGUGUCUUUUGUUUGUCACUGGAGUCGUUAGCGCUGUAUAGUUUCCAGAGAUUUACCGACAAGAGUCUUUGUGCCAUCGGGAAGGGAUGUAAAAUGUUAAAGAGUUUAAUGCUUAGUGAUUGCUAUUUCCUGAGUGACAAGGGAUUAGAAGCAGUUGCAGCUGGAUGCUCUGAACUUGCACAUCUUGAAGUCAAUGGCUGCCAUAAUAUUGGCACAUAUGGACUCGAAAGCAUCGGAAAAUCUUGCAUGCGCCUUAGAGAGUUAGCUUUACUAUACUGUCAAAAAGUAGGAGAUGAAGCCCUGUCUGAGGUUGGUAAAGGUUGCAAGUACCUGGAAGCUCUUCACUUAGUGGACUGCUCGAUCAUUGGGGAUGAUGCCAUAUGCAGUAUAGCUACAGGUUGUAGGAGUUUGAAAAGGCUUCAUAUACGCAGAUGUUAUGAGGUUGGGAGCAAGGGGAUUAUAGCUGUUGGCAACAGUUGUAAAUACCUUACAGAUCUUAGUAUUCGUUUUUGCGACAGGGUAGGAGAUGAAGCUCUGGUUGCUAUUGGCCAGGGUUGUCCCUUUUUACGUCAUCUAAACGUUAGUGGCUGCCACCAAAUCGGAAAUGAUGGAAUAAUUGCGAUUUCAAGAGGGUGCCCACAACUAAGUUAUCUGGAUGUGAGCGUUCUUCAGAAUUUGCGGGAUAUGGCGUUGGCAGAGGUGGGUGACGGAUGCCCCCUACUAAAGGAUAUAGUACUAUCGCAUUGUCGUCAAGUAACAGAUGUUGGUCUUGCCCAUUUAGUUAGAAGAUGCAAGCUGCUUGAAUCUUGUCACAUGGUAUAUUGCCCAGGUAUUACAUCAGCCGGGGUUGCCACGGUAAUAUCAAGCUGCACAAACAUGAAGAAGGUUUUGAUCGAGAAGGCAAAGGUCAGUGAGAGGACUCAAAGGCGGGCAGGCUCUGUCAUCUCCUAUCUUUGUGUUGACCUGUAGCAAGGGAAAAAGGCACAUGGGUUUGACUAGUGUUAUAGUUAAGUUUUAAAUCCUUUUUUUUUUUUUUUUUAAUUUCUGUACUUUCUUUUUAACCUUUGUUUAGAUUAGAAAUGAGAAGAGAAACCUCGGGUGUAUCUUAUGGUCUUUUGGGUACAAUGUUGUAAUAAGGUGGGUGGUAUAUUUAUUUGUAGGCGACCCUAGUUGGUGGAAUGGUGGUGAUCAAUAACAUGGUUUUUAGCAUCAAAAUUUUUAGCAUUCUUAUUUUUAUCCUCUUAAGAAACUUUGCGAUUUA
Erigeron canadensis is the source of this 2336-nucleotide messenger RNA. RefSeq names its product F-box/LRR-repeat protein 4-like. Gene Ontology annotation, biological process: SCF-dependent proteasomal ubiquitin-dependent protein catabolic process. Gene Ontology annotation, molecular function: protein binding. The record is from RefSeq and is a predicted model, not a curated record. Gene Ontology annotation, cellular component: SCF ubiquitin ligase complex. The transcript is spliced from 8 exons. Bases 215 to 2044 code for a protein of 609 amino acids. NCBI's taxonomy places the organism in Eukaryota, Viridiplantae, Streptophyta, Magnoliopsida, Asterales, Asteraceae.